ACCUGGAGCUCGUGAGGGGCGCUCAAAACGUUUAACCUCGAAACGUGCGGCGAGUGAAAGAAACGUAUCGGAGGAAAAGCCGAAACCAUACCUCCCUCCAUCUUCCCCCAAAUCUUAUAAUAGAAAGAAACCUUUUGCUUCGUUCACCUGUUAUAUCGCGCGUCCCUUCUAAAACCUUCCAUAUUUCUUGUCCCAGAAACCAACCCUAAUUCCACCAGUCAUCAUCCAUUUCUAACCCUAGCCCCAAGAUUCCAAGAUAAUCUGUAUAAAAGACCUCAGCUAAAGCACUCUUUGCGGUUUGUCUGGUUUCAACUCGCAUCAGAUUGUUCCAUUUCUGCGAGUAAUUUUUUAUUAUUGGAUCGGAGGCUGCUUCGCCGUUGGAUUUCCGAUCGCUUGUUUUGGAUUGGGGAAUCGGUGGAGAGAUCAGGGUUUUGCUGGAAAUGGGCAGUCAGAAGAAGAGGAAUUUUCAAAUAGAGGCGUUCAAGCAUCGGGUGGUGGUGGAUCCCAAGUACGCCGACAAGACUUGGAAGAUAUUGGAGCAUGCAAUCCAUGAGAUAUAUAAUCACAACGCUAGUGGUCUUAGUUUUGAAGAGCUUUAUAGGAAUGCUUACAAUAUGGUACUGCACAAAUUUGGUGAGAAGCUGUACUCAGGGCUGGUUUCAACUAUGACUUCACAUCUCAAAGACAUAUCAAAGUUUAUAGAGGCUGCUCAGGGAGGUUUGUUUCUGGAGGAGCUGAAUAGAAAGUGGGCAGAUCAUAACAAGGCAUUGCAAAUGAUACGAGACAUACUAAUGUACAUGGACAGGACUUUCAUACCAAGUACUCAUAAAACCCCUGUUCAUGAGCUUGGGCUGAAUCUGUGGAGGGACAACAUUAUCCACUCCAGCAAAAUCCAAACAAGGCUACUAAAUACACUCCUUGAACUAGUACUCAGAGAACGUAAUGGUGAAGUCAUAAACCGUGGACUGAUGAGGAAUAUAAUUAAAAUGCUAAUGGAUUUGGGUUCUUCUGUCUAUCAGGAAGACUUUGAAAAGCCUUUCCUUGAGGUUUCAGCUGAUUUCUACAGGGUUGAGUCUCAGAAGUUUAUUGAGUGCUGUGAUUGUGCAGACUACCUGAAGAAAGCUGAGAGACGGCUAAACGAAGAAAUGGAAAGGGUAUCCCAGUACUUGGAUGCCAAGAGUGAAGUCAAGAUCACUAAUGUGGUGGAGAAGGAGAUGAUUGCAAACCACAUGCUGAGGCUAGUUCAUAUGGAGAACUCAGGUUUGGUAAACAUGCUUCUUGAUGAUAAAUAUGAUGACCUAGGAAGAAUGUACAACUUGUUCCGCCGUGUUCCAAAUGGCCUUUCAACAAUACGAGAGGUGAUGACCUCUCAUAUCAGGGACACUGGUAAGCAUCUUGUUACUGAUCCUGAAAGGUUGAGGGAUCCUGUAGAAUUUGUUCAACGCCUCUUGGAUGAAAAAGAUAAGUACGAUAAAAUCAUAGGCUCAUCAUUUAACAAUGACAAAACAUUCCAGAAUGCUUUGACUUCCUCUUUUGAAUACUUCAUUAAUUUGAACCCUCGUUCUCCUGAGUUCAUUUCAUUAUUUGUGGAUGACAAACUCCGCAAAGGCCUGAAGGGGGUUAGUGAGGAGGAUGUGGAGAUUAUCCUUGAUAAGGUGAUGAUGCUGUUCCGCUACUUGCAGGAGAAAGACGUAUUUGAGAAGUAUUAUAAACAGCAUUUAGCAAAACGACUCCUGUCUGGAAAAACUGUUUCUGAUGAUGCAGAGAGAAGUCUGAUAGUUAAGCUCAAGACAGAGUGUGGGUACCAAUUUACUUGCAAAUUAGAAGGCAUGUUUACCGACAUGAAAACCUCUCAGGAUACCAUGCAAGGAUUUAAUUCAGCCCAUGGUGCUGACUUAGGAGAUGGCCCUACGCUGGCUGUCACCGUUUUGACAACAGGGUCUUGGCCUACUCAGCCCAGCGUCACCUGCAACCUGCCUACUGAAAUGUUGGCUCUCUGUGAGAAGUUCCGGUCAUAUUACCUUGGGACCCAUACUGGUCGGAGAUUGACCUGGCAAACUAACAUGGGAACAGCUGAUAUAAAAGCAACUUUUGCUAAGGGCCAGAAGCAUGAGCUACACGUGUCCACUUACCAAAUGUGUGUUCUUAUGCUGUUUAACAAUGCUGAUCGGCUAAGCUACAAGGAGAUUGAGCAGGCAACAGAGAUCCCUGCUUCAGAUUUGAAGAGGUGCAUGCAAUCCAUGGCUUGUGUAAAAGGUAAAAAUGUUCUUCGGAAAGAGCCCAUGAGCAAAGAUAUUGGUGAAGAUGAUGUAUUUUUCGUUAAUGACAAAUUCACUAAUAAACUCUAUAAGGUGAAGAUAGGAACUGUAGUUGCACAAAAGGAAACAGAGCCUGAAAAACAGGAAACGAGGCAAAGAGUAGAGGAGGAUAGGAAGCCACAGAUUGAGGCUGCCAUAGUGAGGAUCAUGAAAUCGAGGAGGGUACUGGAUCAUAACAAUCUUAUUGCUGAGGUGACAAAGCAGUUGCAGUCUCGGUUCCUGGCCAAUCCUGUAGAAAUUAAAAAACGGAUCGAGUCCCUUAUUGAACGUGAUUUCUUGGAGAGAGACAAUGUGGAUAGGAAGUUGUACCGAUACCUUGCCUGAAGAAACAGCUAGGAAGUUGUAAUGAUAUCUUGCCUGAUGAAGCAGCUCGAGCAGAUUGUUCGGCUCUUGUUGGAAAGGUAGCUUUGACAACUGGUUUGUACCUUAUUUGGUUAGUGAAAAAUUGUUCUUUAAUUUCUGCAAGCUCCAAUUGGUUUCAAUGAAUCAUAUCCGUUUAUUUCUGCUCCCUUUAGAGAUGUUGGCUUCC
Molecule: messenger RNA, 2847 nt
Organism: Vitis riparia (riverbank grape)
Lineage: Eukaryota; Viridiplantae; Streptophyta; Magnoliopsida; Vitales; Vitaceae
Product: cullin-3A
Exons: 2
Coding region: 441-2642 (733 amino acids)
Biological process (GO): ubiquitin-dependent protein catabolic process; protein ubiquitination
Cellular component (GO): cullin-RING ubiquitin ligase complex
Molecular function (GO): ubiquitin protein ligase binding
Source: RefSeq, a predicted model, not a curated record